Marasmius oreades (fairy-ring Marasmius) is the source of this 3370-nucleotide messenger RNA. RefSeq lists its product as uncharacterized. The transcript has 3 exons. The coding region runs from base 376 to 3072 and encodes 898 amino acids. Gene Ontology annotation, molecular function: zinc ion binding; DNA-binding transcription factor activity, RNA polymerase II-specific. The record is from RefSeq and is a predicted model, not a curated record. Gene Ontology annotation, biological process: regulation of DNA-templated transcription. Lineage: Eukaryota; Fungi; Basidiomycota; Agaricomycetes; Agaricales; Marasmiaceae.
GUAUUAUACGUUUUUUCCUUCUCCCUCGUUUGCUCCUACGACUACGACGACUUUCAUUCCCGGGAACAUACACGAAAUCCGCACUUACUGUAUCAAAACGACAAACUUACACGACAAUUCACACACGACCACUCAACUCCAAGAGCUUUUUGUUACUCCAACCUCCCCUCUCUCCACUCGUCUCCACUUCUCCCCCUUGUCCGACCCCACUUUCCAAGGCAUUCGACGGUCGUUGCCGUAAAUCAAAUUAUAUACCACUUUCCCCGGAACGAUGGGAGGGGAUCACAAAUGUCCUGUUUGCCAGGCUACGUUUACAAGGCCUCAACAUGUUGCAAGGCAUAUGCGAAGUCGUGAGUCUUUUGCUGUUAUUUCACGAUGGAUCCCGAUGGAGUUAUCUGCACGUCAUUGACAAGACUGUUGUCGUCGCCACGUUAUUUCGCAACGUGUCGACCACCCUUUUUUUUGAACCCUUUUUUAACCUUUUUUUUUUGCCCCGUUUUCCCGUCGGAGCUUUCUACGACUCCCGCGACUCAGUCACUCAUUGCCCUCCUAGACACCGGUGACAGACCAUACAAAUGCCAACACUGUGGGGAUCAAUUUGCGCGUAGCGACCUUUUAUCAAGGCAUGUCAACAAGUGUCAUGCGGGUGAGAAAGCCACGGUAGGAGGUGCUCCUCCUACGGGAAGAAGAAAAGGCUCGUCGGCUACGAGAGCUACGACGUCUAAACAGGCGUGCGAUCAGUGUGUACAGAGCAGUUUGCCAUGUGAUGGGUGUAAUCCUUGUUCGAAAUGCGUUCAGCGAAAAUGCCGUUGCACUUACGUCAAAUUCCAUCGACAGACAGCGCCUAUUGGACCUGGACAUAAUCCUCGUUCGAUGGCAUCUGCGACGACGUCAACGCCUUCAUCGUUGGCUUCUGCUGUUGGUGGUGGUGGUGGUAGCAUACCCAAUUCGAUUUUGCCUAAUGCAUCUGUUGCUCUUUAUGCGUCGUCGUUACAUCAACAUCAUGCUCAACAUCCUGGUCAUACACAUCCUCAUCAUGUGGCGCAACAACAGCAGCAGCUACCGCCUUAUGGCUCUUUGUAUGGAACGGACGAGUUUUUGUUAGGUCCUGCACCUGGAUGUGGGAUUCCAAAUAUAUCUGGGUCGACGACUGGUACGACUACGUCGUCGUCGUCGUCGCAUGAAUUACAGCCACCGUCUUCGAAUGGGACGUAUGCGGGGAGUUUUACGUUUCCGCCUGUAUAUGCGCCUCAGCCACCACCAGGGCAAGGUAGACAAUCUCAUUCGGAUGGGGAGAGUGGUUUGGUUGGGGAUUAUACCACGAGGUAUAGGGAGCUUAUGAGGCGGGGGUCUGUGGCUUCUUCUUCUUAUGGAGGAGGAGGGGGAGAUGUGGAUCCGACUGCGUUGAUGUUUCCGCAGUUUUAUGGGUCUGGUGGAGGAGGAGGGGGGGGGUAUUAUAGAAGUGGGAGUUCUUCUGGAGGAGGUGCGGGAGGAGGGGGAGUUGUGGAAAGUGAGAGCGAGAGUGAGAGUGCGAGUGCGAGUGCGAGUGGGACGAGUUCGGCGACUAGUUCUAGUGUGCAUUUGCCGAAUUCUGGGGUUGGGUUUCCGAAUGGAAAUCAGGGGUAUAUGCUUCAUUCCCAUCAACACCAAUCGUCUGCCUCUCCUGAUCAUCUUCAUCAAACUAUGCCACCACCACCGUCGUCAUCGUCGUCCGUUUCUUCUGGUACUCAACCAUCAGGGCCACCGGCUCCUUCGCAAACGCAAACGCAAACGUCAGGACGGUUAUUGUCUCGACCGGGGACGGCACAUGGGGUGUCUUCUGUGUUUGGACUUUUGUCUUUGGAUGAUCCGAAUGUGUUGGCGGGGUUAGCUACUGAUGGACAACCGUUUUUCCAUAAUGCGUUUGGAGAUUCGGGGGGUGAUGGUGCUGGUGCUGGAGGUGGGGGUGGAGGUGGGGGUGGAAAUGAUCCCAAUGCGACGCCUAUGCCGAGGUUUAUGAAUACGAGUCCGCAUCAGGGAGCUGGCGAGUUACCACCAUCUGGUGAAGGGGGACAACAACAUGGACAGAGGUCUGGUGGGAAACAAGUUCAGCAUGGGUUUCCUCAGACACCGGGGGUGAAUAGGGAACAGGAAACGAGGGAGUUGAGAGAGUUUUGGAAGCAGUAUAUGAGGACGCCGUUGAGUGGUGGUGCUGCUGGGGUUAUGGGACUUCCGACUCCAGGUGGGCAAGGCCAAGGGCAGCAGGAUGUGCAUAUGAUGUCGCCUGGGAUUUUGGGAUAUCGAAGGGGAAGAGUGUCUUCCAUGCCGAGUGCGAAGACGCCUACGGAUGAAGAGAUGGGUGGAGGAGGGUAUUUGGGGACGUAUGCGGGGCAGUAUCGGUAUUCUAAUUCUACCUCUUCCCAAAAGCAACGGCACCCACAGCAGCAGCAGCAGCAACAGCAACAGACUGUUACGGGGUCGGGAACGGAUGAUUUGAAGAGUUAUGAAGCUGCUGUGAUGGCUAGGAAGGCGCCUACGAAUUUGAAUAUUGCGCCGAAGAUUAGGAAUCGGAGGUUUGGUGAUGGGAUAGAGGCGGGGAAAGGGGCUGGGUUUGCCCUUACGCUUCCUGCUGGUCGUGGUGGUACUAAUGGUGUUGGCGGUGCUACUGGUGGUGCUGGCGCUGGUACUGGCGCCGGUGCGGCUGCUGCUGCAUCCGCCGCUGCUUCCAGUACGUCUGGAUCGACAUCUCCAUCGAAACGAAGACCGACGUAUAAACGGCUUGCUUCUCAAACGCUCGAAUCGGGUGUUUCCAAGCGAGCUCUACUUAGCUGGCAAGGAGAAGAUGGAGAUGGAGAUGGAGAUGAUGAAGGAGAUGAAGGAGAUGAAGGAGGAGAUGGAGAUGAUGAUAGUGGGUUUACGAGUUCUGGAGGUGUACAUCUUUCGCCUCAGAUGCAAUCGUUGGGUGGAAGGGAGAGUUCUGGGUCACCUGUUGUGAGGGGGGGUGGUGUACAGGGUGGGUCACCGAUGAUGCAUUUUGGUGGGGUUGGUGGUGGUUCGGGUGGUUCGUCGUCGUUGGUUUCUACGGAUGCUUGAAUGCCUUCUGAGAUACUUUUGUUUUUUGGUAUGAGUUUUAAUAAUUGUGUAUUUUCUAAGUCUUCUUUUUAUUUACUACUCGAGUACUUGUUAUACUUGGUAUGACUUUGUUGCUUUUCGAGCGUUUUCUUUUCUUUUUACUGCGUCGGAUAUUUUCCACCGACCGCUUUUCUUCUUGAUCUUUUUCCUCUUCGUUCUGUUAUGUUUCUAGUAGCUUACAUGAAGGUAGUAACUGAACGUAGAGAUGAAGUGUUGGCAGUUUUUGGUGGUCGGGAAUAAUUUUAAUUUUUCUUCGCUC